Ctenopharyngodon idella (grass carp) is the source of this 2874-nucleotide messenger RNA. It is a transcript of the gene nudt18, whose product is annotated as nudix (nucleoside diphosphate linked moiety X)-type motif 18. The record is from RefSeq and is a predicted model, not a curated record. The transcript is spliced from 4 exons. NCBI's taxonomy places the organism in Eukaryota, Metazoa, Chordata, Actinopteri, Cypriniformes, Xenocyprididae. Bases 138 to 1136 code for a protein of 332 amino acids. Gene Ontology annotation, molecular function: magnesium ion binding; 8-oxo-dGDP phosphatase activity; 8-oxo-GDP phosphatase activity.
AAACUACAAAUAAUGUAAUUUGACUCGGUCCCCAGGUAAGUGUCUCAUAUUAUCGCGAGAGCUCAAGCAGCCGAUGCGAGACAUCACAUCAUCCGUUUUAUGACGACUGGUAUAAGUGGAAUUAAGGCAGCUUCAGCAUGGACUCAACGGCGAAAAUAUUGGAGGAAAACUUAGAGAAGAUUUUGAAGGGCGAGGGACUUGAGUUGAGAGAGUUUGAUUCACUCCCGGAAGUGAAGCCUGUCACACUGAGGAAAAACGUGUGUUACAUCGUCAGCGCAGUAAUCUUUAACUCAAAGGAGGAGGUGUUAAUGGUUCAGGAAGCAAAGAGAGAGUGUUAUGGCAGUUGGUAUCUCCCUGCGGGUCGUAUGGAAGAACGUGAAAGCAUUCUAGAGGCACUGCAGAGGGAGGUCAAAGAGGAGGCAGGAAUAGACUGCCAGCCAGUCACACUGCUGCUGGUUGAAGAACAUGGGCCAAAGUGGGUUCGUUUCACCUUCCUCGCUAAGGAAACAGGGGGCUCUCUGAAGACAACGGCAGAGGCGGAUGCUGAAUCCCUGCAAGCUCAGUGGUGGGAUCGUGAAUCUCCACUUCCUCUUCGUGCACGUGAUAUACUGCCCCUCAUUGAUGCUGGAAUAAAAUAUCGCCAAAAUCCCUGGUUUCCUGUGUUACAACCUGCUGACUUCCCUUGUCACGUUAUCUGCCAAAGACUUUUCCUCACAUUCAUCUCUAGCAGUGGUAACACUGAUACCAGUGAUGAGGACUGUCUGUGGCUGCUGCUGAGCAAUAAUAAUGCCAAUUCUCAUCCCAGUCUUCCGAUUGAAGUAUCAGUUAAAACAUACAUUACGUGGGCAGCGCACAGACUGAUUAAAGAGUGCAUGCCUUCGUCGUCUAUAAAUGUUGUUAUAUGUGGUGUUCUGGGAGUGCAGCACAAUGGGAGAAUACCAGGCAAAACGGACGGCAUCUGCUUCAACACGCUUGUGUUAUUGGAAAAUUCAGAGGGCGGGCCUGAAAUCAACAGCCCACCACCAUUGGAGAGUGACAGUUACAGAUGGCAUGAAGUGACCAAUCAAAGCCUAAGAGCAAAGAUAAUACAGAGGAUUAAAGACAGGUCUGUUCUGCCUAUUCAUAGUCAGUUCUGAUGCUCUGCCGCUCUAAUAGAGUAUCAGGACAUUACACAGGCCAGAACUGAACCUGCAUUUUCCACAUGAGAACCAAAGGUCAUGGCUCCAAAGCAUUAAUAACUUUGCACGUUUGAAAUAUUUAUCUUGAACCUCAUUUGCAGAGAUGUUCUGGCAUUCCAAAUCUGGGUUUCUCUAUAAAAUCACACAAUAUGUUGUCAAUUAUGACACAAUAAUUAUGUGCCCAUACACAGUUUUCAGAAGUGUGCUUCACUCACCUUUCCCCUCAUUGGAGUCCGCUCUCCAUUUCAGUGAAAUCACAAAAUGAAAUGCAACCAAAUAUUAAUUCUAAUGCACUAAAUAUAAUAUAUAUAUAUAUAUAUAUAUAUACUGUAAUUCAUUAUUAAAUUUAUAAAGUUAGUAUAUUUUAACCCCCGGUUUCACAAACAAGGCUUAAGCCUAGUCCCAGGCUAAAAUGCACGUUUGAGCUGUUUUAACAGAAAGCAAUUUGCACUGACAUGUCUUAAAAUAUGUCAGUGCCAUUGUUUUGUCUCAAGAUGCACACCAGUAAUGUUUUUUUUUUUUAAGGCAUGUUUAUAAAACCUAUAAAACCUACUUAAAUGUCCUAAUUGAACUAAUCCUGGCUAAGCUGUUGUCUGUGAAACCAGGCCUAAAUGUACCAAAUUGCAACUUUAUUAAUACAAAUGUAAUAUAUAUAUAUAUAUAUAUAUAUAUAUAUAUAUAUAUACACACUAUAUUACCAAAAGUUUUGGGACAUCUGCCAUUACAUGCACAUGAAUUUUAAUGACAUCCCAUUUUUAAUCCGUUGGGUUUAAUGUGGAGUUGGCCCACCCUUUGCAGCUAUAACAACUGCAACGUUUAAAAUGUUACUUUUCAAAGGGGGUGUACUCAUUUAUGCUGAGCACUGUAUAUAUAUAUAUAUAAUAUAUAUAAUAUAUAUAUAUAUAUAUAUAUAUAUAUAUAUAUAUAUAUAUAUAUAUAUAUAUAUAUAUAUAUAUAUAUAUAUACAUAGUGAUCUCUAUAUGUAUGACAAGAUCUCAGAGUUAAACUGUGUCAGAAAAAAAUGAAUCUUAAUUAUGUUAGAUAACACUUAAACGAAACACAGUCAGGUCAAAGUGUUUGAAUAAUUUUUGGUUCCAAAUUUUUUAUUAAUUUUACUGGUAGUCCACUGUAUGAAGAAUUUUUGGGUAUAAUAUGUCACAGGUUACUUUAUUUUGUUAUCCUCACUUACAUAAAUGAACUAUAGUGUCCUGCACCCACUAGUAAAAAUAUAUCAAAUAUAUAAAAAAUGUCUGAAUAAUUUUUGGUUUGACUGUAUAUCCUACUUCAAAAAGUCAAAAAAGCACUCUAAAGUUCAGCUAAUUACAUUUAAUAUAAAGUUAAACUAUAAUAUAUUUUCAUUUAAUUGUAAUUAACAUGUAAUUAGGUGUCAGAAAAAAAGUUAAGUUUGCACUUAAGGAUAUAACGUGUUACAUCUGUUUUGGUUUAGUUUCAUUGUGUUUUCGUUCUGUUUUCCCUGUUCUGGUUGUGCCUGUGUUUCCUAGUUAGUUUCCUUGGUUGUUGAUUAGUUCUACACACAUGUUCUGUUGUAUCUUGAUUACUCUCCCAUUGUAUUUAAGCCCUGAGUUUUUUCGUUUCAUUUGUCUGGUAAUGUUAAUGUGGUCAUGUUAAGUUAUUCUUCUGCAAUCUCCUGAAUUUUCUGUUUUAUUAAAGACACUACUGUUUUAUUUCUCCACUC